Messenger RNA from Pelecanus crispus (Dalmatian pelican), 582 nucleotides. Lineage: Eukaryota; Metazoa; Chordata; Aves; Pelecaniformes; Pelecanidae. The record is from RefSeq and is a predicted model, not a curated record.
GUUGCCAACCACCUCCUGGCCUUCGCUGAGGUCUCUCCGGCUCUCCUGGCCCACGUGGUGAACCUGGCAGAUGGGAACGGCAACACAGCCCUGCACUACAGCGUCUCCCACUCCAACUUCCGCAUCGUGCAGCUGCUGCUGGACACGGGGGUCUGUAAUGUGGACCACCAGAACAAAGCCGGCUACACAGCUCUCAUGCUGGCAGCGCUGGCGGCCGUCGAGCAGGAAGAUGACAUGAACGUGGUCAGGAGGCUCUUCAGCAUGGGCAACGUCAACGCCAAGGCCAGCCAGGCUGGCCGGACCGCGUCGAUGCGCCACGGCCGGCAGGAGAUGGUGGAAGCCCUGCUCACCUGCGGAGCCGACGUGAACCUGCAGGAUGAGGAGGGCUCGACUGCGCUGAUGUGCGCCUGCGAGCAUGGCCGCGUGGAGACGGUGAAGCUGCUGCUGGCUCAGCCCACCUGCAACAUCUCCAUCGUGGACAGCGAUGGUAACAACGCCGUCGCCAUCGCGCUGGAGGCAGGCCACAGCAACAUCGCCGUGCUCCUCUACGCCCACCUCAACGGCACAAAGACGCAGCUGCCC